AAGUCGGACAAAAUUCUAACGAGCAUGCAUUGUAUCCAAGUCCAGCAAGAGCACGUCGGCGCUACGCACUGCUGCAGCUCACCUUCGCUCAUGCGCCAGAUACCAUCUGCCCCCAUGGUGCUUUUAUUCUGAAGGACACUUUUAUUCCGAAGGAUUCUGACCAUAAGAGUUGGAAGUACAUAGGUUGUUAGCCAAGCAGACCAGUUGUUGGACAGUGACUGAGUCACCCUAAUCAAGGAAAUGUCCCAGGUCCCUAGUCGUGAUGCAGCAUUCAUGGAUGUCAUCAACAAAAACAUGCGUGUCCCAGAACACCUGAGUGUUGGCCCAAGGCAGCAGCAGUUUGUGGAGGAAGUAGGUGAGGCCAUGAGGUGGCCCGAGGAGCACUCACCUGCUUGCACUAUGCAGGUCCCCGACAGGCUGACAUACACUGAAGCCCCUGAUAUGAGCCCCAGACCUCUGUUCAGCCCGUCCAGACCGAUAAUCUGCAGCCCUCUGGGUCUAGAACCAUGCUGGGAGAGUCCAUCUGGAGAGGUCUUCUUAAGAGAAACAUUGCAGAGUCCCAUACGGAGAUCUUACAGUGACCAAAGCUUUGGCAGGACGCCGCCUAGCACACCAACCCAGCUGAAACAGGCUCUGGCAGUGCCCAGACAUCCAUCAAGCUCUCGAGGUUCAGGUCGCCAUGUCCGCCAGAGCUGUACUGCUCCUCUUUCCACCCAGACCACCGACCCCCAGACCAAGCCUUUCCCUGCCACCCCCCUGGGCUGCCAGUCUCCACACUCCAUGCUGCAGGCAGCCAGGCGGCUGGGCCUGCAGACUUCACAGCACCUCCUGCAGAUGGUCAGCCAGAAAUACAGGUUUAACAACCAAGAGAAGCCUCCACCAGUGAGAGUCAUGCCUGAGGUCCCUGCUUCAGCACGUGUGGAUCAAAUUGAGAAAAGUACAAUGGAGAACUGGAGCCUAGAAGAGGAGGGAGGAGCUGCAGUUGAGUUCAUCAUCCUCAGGAGACAGGUGAUGAAGAUGAGUCGCCGGCUGGCAGUACUUGAGACACACAAUGCUGAACGGAGGAAUACAGAAGUCAUACAGUUCUCCUUGCUCUUCUCCGCCUGCCUUCUAAAUGCCUGGCUGUGGAUCCGCAGAUAACACACACACACUGACACACUGAUGAGCUAAAACAUUAUGACUGCCCCUGUGUAAUAUACUGUUUGUCCUUUGCGUGCUGCCAAAUAGUUCCUAUCUAGGCCUACAUUGCUUCAGCUUUACCACCACUUGGCAGAUCAGAUCAUAAUCUGUUUUUUCUUCAGCCUUCCUACAAGCCCUGUGUACUGUGUAU
This is a messenger RNA of Seriola dumerili (greater amberjack), 1330 nucleotides long. RefSeq names its product mitochondrial fission factor-like. Gene Ontology annotation, cellular component: peroxisome; mitochondrial outer membrane. The record is from RefSeq and is a predicted model, not a curated record. Bases 241 to 1140 code for a protein of 299 amino acids. The transcript is spliced from 8 exons. NCBI's taxonomy places the organism in Eukaryota, Metazoa, Chordata, Actinopteri, Carangiformes, Carangidae. Gene Ontology annotation, biological process: positive regulation of mitochondrial fission.